Molecule: messenger RNA, 7160 nt
Organism: Pantherophis guttatus
Lineage: Eukaryota; Metazoa; Chordata; Lepidosauria; Squamata; Colubridae
Source: RefSeq, a predicted model, not a curated record
CCUUGCUCAGAUACCCCGUAUCGUCGGAAGGAGUUCUGAAGGACGACGCCGGAGAGCGGGCACGCCGUGCACGACGGACCUUCGAGAAGGUGGCACUGUUUCUCCGCCGGGAGAGGCGAAUGUGGGCACCUGCCUUCUGCGGCUCGGGUGGGCUGCAGCGGCCUGGUGGUGCAGUGAGAGGGCAAAGGUUGGAAUGGGUGGAAAUCAUUGAACCUCGCACGCGGGAGCGCAUGUACGCCAACCUGAUCACGGGCGAGUGCGUGUGGGACCCUCCCGCCGGCGUCCGCAUCAAGCGCACCAACGAGAACCAGUGGUGGGAGCUCUUCGACCCCAACACCUCCCGUUUCUACUACUACAAUGCCACCACCCAACGGACGGUGUGGCACCGGCCGCAGAACUGCGACAUCAUCCCUCUGGCCAAGCUCCAGACGUUGAAGCAGAACACCGAGUCGCCUCGGGCCUCCACCGAGAACAGCCCCGGGCGCAGCACCAAUGUCAGCCGAGAAGGCAGCACCAGCUCCUCUCUGGAGCAGGAGCUGGAAGGCGGAGAGAAAGUCCCGGAGCAGAACCGGCCCAGCCGGCAGCCGACUCAGUUCGCCAUCGUUAAGGAAGAAGCAGAAAGCUCUUCGCCGCCUGGAGUUUUUGAAAAGGAAUACGAGCUCUACCGAGACUACGGCUCCGAUGGACAACGGUUUCACUACCGGGCAUCUUCUCUCCGGUGGAACACUGGGACGAAGGAACGGAUGCUGAUCAAGGUGACGGACCGCGAGCCCAGCUUCCUGAUGCACCAGGGUAACGGCUACACCCUUGACCAUCAGCAGGGCACCCGGUCGCGGAGGCCCUCAGGUGGCCAGCCGUCCCCCAACCUCCAAACCUUUGCCACCGAUUCCGACAACUCGGUCUUCUUCCCCGAGCGGAAGCAGUCGCCCUUCCUGAAACGGGCCGAUCAUGUGGGCAGCUGCUCCCCGCUGCUGGGCCGGGGGGACCCCUUCUGUUCCCCGAUGCAGGGCCAGCACCGUAAGCACUCCAGCGAAUCGCAGCCCUCCUCUCCGCGCUACGCCUACGAGCCGCCCUUGUACGAGGAGCCUCCCAUGGAGUACCAGGCUCCCAUCUACGACGAGCCACCGGUGGAUAUGCAGUUCGAGGCCAGCGGGAGUUACAAAGCGGGUUCUCCCCAAAAGUCCCCCAUCCGCAAACCCCACCCAUUCCUACAGUCACCCAAACAGGGCUCCAACUCCCCCUACCAGCAGCUGGUCUUGACCAAACAGAAGGGCUCGGACCGCUUUAUGAGCCUGGAGUACAGCCCGGCCGGCAAGGAGUACGUGCGGCAACUGGUGUAUGUGGAGCAGGUUGGGUCCAGCCCUACCAUGAAGAGUGCCCCCCGCCACAAAUACUCCCCCAACCCCAUCGGUGGCUCCUACUCGCUGCAGCACAGCCCCUGCCUGAUGCGGGACCAGCGCCUGGAGAUCAAAUCUGGAGAUUACAGCAGCAUGGAAGGCGCAGAUUUCCGGCACAGCCCUCCGGCCGUCAUGCCGUCGCAGGGGGAGGACUCCAUGUCCUGCUCCAGCCAGCAGAACACGUUGUCCUCCACAGGUUACUCCCCGGGCAGCCGCAAACGAAAGAGCCGGAAGCCCGCUUUUUCGUACGACCCCAACACGUCGUCCACCGACGGCUCCGGCGAGCGUGACGAAGGCAUGCCAGAGGACAGGCCUCUGUCCGGGUGCAGCCGGUCCCCGGGCGGGCGUCUGGACAGCCGGUCAAUGGAAGGUGAGUCCUGCAGGGCUUCAGCAGAGCCCUUCCUGGCUCAGGCCCGCCUGGCUUGGGAAGCACAGCAAGCCCACUACCAUAUGAAGCAGCGCAGCAGCUGGGACUCCCAGAAGGACGGUUCAGGGUACGAGAGCGAUGGGGCCGUGCCGCUGCCUAUGCCAGGUCCGGUGGUGCGCGCCUUCAGCGAGGACGAGGCUCUGGCCCAGCAGGACAACAAGCACUGGAAACGCAACCCGUUUGAGAAGUUGGCUUUUCCGCAGAUCCUGUUGGAGAAGAGCGUGUCCGUGCAGACAAAUUUGGCGUCGCCCGAGCCGUACUUGCAUCCGUCCCAGUCAGAAGAUCUUGGCGCCUGCGUCCAGUUUGAGAGCAGCCGCCAAAACCGGAACAUGAUGCCCAGCAACAGCUGCGUCUUCCCCACCUUCAACCUGAGGAAGCCCUCCUCGGAGACGGACAUUGAGAACUGGGCCUCCAAACACUUCAACAAGCACACCCAAGGUCUCUUCCGACGCAAGAUCUCCAUCGCCAACAUGCUGGCAUGGAGCAGCGAGUCCAUCAAGAAACCCAUGAUCAUGACCAGCGACCGCAACGUCAAGAAGGAAGCCUGUGAGAUAUUCAAGCUCAUCCAGAUGUACAUGGGCGACCGGCGGUCCAAGACAGACCAGCUCAACGUAGCUCUGGAGAUCGCCACCAAAGGAUGGAGUAUGCAAGGCCUCCGAGAUGAGCUCUACAUCCAGUUGUGCCGGCAGACCACCGAGAACUUCCGCUAUGAGAGUCUCGCCCAGGGUUGGGAGCUGAUGUCCAUCUGCCUGGCUUUUCCACCCACGCCCAAGUUCCAUUCCUACUUAGAGGGAUACAUCUACAGGCACAUGGACCCGGUGAACGACACCAAAGGGGUGGCGGUAAGCACUUACGCCAAGUAUUGUUACAGCAAGCUCCAGAAGGCAGCGUUGACUGGCGCCAAGAAGGGUCUGAAGAAGCCGAACAUCGAAGAGAUUCGUCACGCCAAGAAUGCCGUCUUCAACCCUUCCAUGUUUGGAAGCUCCCUGCAAGAAAUCAUGAACAUGCAGAAGGAGAGAUACCCGGAUCGCCAGCUCCCGUGGGUGCAGACCAGGCUAUCAGAAGAGGUGCUGGCACUCAACGGAGACCAGACCGAGGGCAUCUUCAGAGUUCCUGGGGACAUCGAUGAAGUCAACGCUCUCAAACUGCAGGUGGAUCAGUGGAAAAUCCCCACUGGCUUAGAAGACCCCCACGUUCCUGCCUCCUUGCUGAAGCUCUGGUAUCGCGAACUUGAGGAGCCUCUGAUCCCACACGAGUUUUACGAAGAGUGCAUCACCCACUACGAGAAUCCUGAAGCUGCCAUCGCCGUCGUCCACUCCCUGCCCAGGAUCAACAAAAUGGUGCUUUGCUACCUCAUCCGUUUCCUCCAGGUGUUCGUGCAGCCAGGUAAUGUGGCCAUCACCAAGAUGGACGUCAACAACCUUGCCAUGGUGAUGGCCCCCAACUGUCUGCGCUGCCAGUCGGACGACCCAAGGAUUAUUUUUGAAAACACCCGCAAGGAAAUGUCCUUCAUCCGGGUGCUCAUCCAGCACCUGGACACAGGCUUCAUGGAGGGAGUGCUAUAGCCCCUGUGCCAACAGGACCGGACCGCAGUUGGACAACCAUCACCUGGAUCUUCUCCCGUAUCCCGAAGUUAGUCAGUGAGAACCAUUUUUUUGAUGCAGCAGGAGAUGCCAACCUUGUGAAGCACCCGAAGAGAAAGCUGCGGGCCACUGACCUUGCCAUCUUGGCUAUGCCAACUUGGGCAUCUGAAGUUGCCCAGGAACCCCUUGGGGCCUGUGCGAUGGACAAAAUAUGGCUGCCUCUUAGCGGUCCCCUGACCAGGACUUCAUCAGGAGUGUCUACAUAAAUGGACAACCCAACACCAUUCGGGAGAACUCUGAACCAAGCUAGAAAAGCCAAGAGGCCUGUCUACCCCCCCAAAAUUAAGUCUGUCCUGUGGAAAUGGGGGCGCAGUACCUGGUUCGGGCAGCUGAGGGAACUUUUGAAUGGGUCAAUAGGGGUGGUUGGGGGGUCGAAUGUCCAAGAUGGUAGCUGAAUCCUUUUCAGACGAGUCGGAGGAAUGGGAGGUAACAAAGGUGAUAGGACGCAGAUCACAAAGACUGGCGUUGCGCGGAAAGUGAACUGGCCUCCCAGGAAGUCAGUUAGUCUGAUUGCUUCUGUGGAAGGGGAGGGGGUGCCAUCAGAUUGACCAUUGAGAACUCUAAGGUGUGGGGGGGGUGGCACCUCUGGAAGCCACGGACUAUCUGUUGGCGAGGCUCAAACACCGGCAGGCUUUUAAGAUUUGGGGAAGACCCCUCCCCCUUCCUUUUUCCUUCCUUGUUGUAGCACAGUCACUGCCAAAGGGGGCCAAGCCAUGCAGCCCCCCCCCACCGCAUCUCAACAUCUCAGUGCCCCACAAAAGGCCCUUGAAACAGGAGGGGAAUAACGAGAAGGGAGUUUCGUUCUGGUCACUCGUUUUUCUUGUCGGGCAGAAUUUUAUACACUGUGAUACAGAACCGGAGCACUUUCUUGACUUCUCCUUAAGUGAAAGGCAGAAAGGUUGAUGGUCGCAGCUCCCCAGUUGAGUGGUGGUGACGACAAGAAGUGGGGUGCCCCGAUUCUGGAGUUGUCCAUUCUCCCCCAACCUCAUCUCAACAUCCCUUCCUGCACUCAGUGCUUUGGUAUUAGAGAAGGUGGGUCCUGCUCGGCUUCCAGGAAGACCCUGUCCACAACCAAAUCCUUACGGCACCUUAAAUGAUAGACUUUGGCUGGAUCUGGGGCAUUCUCCACCAGGUUUCCAGACAUUUUUUUUUCUCCCCGAAGGAAGGAGCUAAGUUCUCUUCCAUAGGCCAGAAAUGCGAGAAGGCCAGCAGUAGUGGUGAGAAUAAACAUUCCCAUAAAGUGUCCUCUGUCCCAAAUGCUUAUACUUGGGUAUCUUGCACAUCCUUAUGGGGCAAAAAAAAAAGGUAUUUAGAGAUAGGGGUUAUGGGGUGGAAAGCAACAGCUAAAAAUGCUUUGCAUUGGCAACAUUUGAGCAUGUUUAACAUGCUCUAUGAACACGGGAGGUUGUUGCUCCCUGCCCAACCUUCUUCAAAAGGAGUGACCCUCAGUCUUUCACGUUUAUUUCUCAACUUCCACUGUUGAAAUCUGAUUUUGUUUUUUUCCAAGAAACAAAGCCAUCAGUUUCCCCAAGAUGAAAGAAAAUCAGAAAGUGCAACGAGUUGAACUUUACUUCUCCAUCCAUCCAUCCAUCCAUCCCAUCACAACGUAUGGGAGAUGUCUCUGUAUCUGUAGGAACAUGGCUUCUAUCCUGGAGCGGACAAUCUUUAUCUUGUGUUUGUGCAUCUAUGAGCAGAGAACCAGAAAGAGAUAGAGAUCAUCUAAGAGAAACUAGGUGGUCCUUGGAAGGGACAGUUGGUGGAGAACAUCUUGGGCUCUAACCAUGAUUCUGGCCUACAGGGGUAGAGAGUUCUGACACAGCAGGGAUCCUGUCCCACCACUUGUCUCUUGCUAUCCUGCCUUCCUGCUUUCUACAGUCUAUCAGACCCAUAUCAGCCCUAAGGCCCUCUCUCUCCACUUGACCAAAGGCCAGGAUGGUGGCCUUGAAGGUCUGUAGAGUUGGAUGAGCUGAUGUAGUGAGGGGCCUCCCACCAAGGCAAGUCCGCUUCUGGGAUAUUGUCGGCCGUGGUGGGGCUACCUCAACUCUGCCAUGCUACAUGUGUCUCACGUGCUGUGGUUUCUAGCAUCUUUCAGUGCUUUUAUUAGAGAAGGAUGCAAGAAUGCUCCUAGGGGUUGUUGGCUGCUCCUGGCCAACUGGAGGAGAGAGUCCCAUUCACCCCUUGGGUGCUAAACAGUUCUUGGAGGAGCUUGUGGUUUUCAGAGAAAGUGCCUUUUAUUCCAAAAGACCAGAGCCUCUCCUUCUUAAAAAGGAACAGCUCUCCAACUCUCUUACCUUGAGAUUAUUCCAGCUGCAGAGCGUUUACUCCUAAAUCGCAUCCUGUUGCAGGAUGAAGCAUAGAGGAGCUACCUAGCUGGGCAACUCAAGGUCACCUGCCAUCUUGUUUGUCCUUUGGGUUAGUUCUCAGCUCCCUUAAUCACCCAGCAGACACGGGAGGUGGAGAACAACGCAUGUGGCAGAAGUCAUGGAAGUGUUGACUUUCCCAAUUGGGACCAGUCCAGAAAAAGGUCGAGCUUAUAGGCUGGAAUGCAAGAUUUGGCACCGGGGCAGCCUUUGCGAUCAAUUUGGGGGGGGGGGGCUCCUCCACCCCAAUAAAAACUGGGAGUCCAGAUGGAUCUCCAAAUGGGAAAACCAGGGCCACCAGUCUUCCAGCCUGGAUCGUAACUCCUUCCAUUCCGGAAGCCCUUUCCCCGGCCUAGCAGCUCAGGUUCACCGCUGAUCUUUUCGGCUGGGGGAAUCCCUGCUUUGUUUGCACUUGGGGUCGGUGAGAAACAGCGCAGGAAAGAGAGAAGGACCAAAGACUCCGAGCCCGGUUUGCAAAGCCCUUGGCCCCUCUUUUUCCGACGGUCAUCGAUUUCGCACGAUCGGCUUAGAAAGUCUCUGGCCAAGAUGCCUUUUUUUUUUUUGUAAAUAGGAAGGAAACCUGCCUCUUUUUACAGCUGUUUGAGAAUCUGAGUGGGAUUUUUUUUGGGUGGUUCGGUCAGUCAAGAAAGAAUGAUGGUCAGGGCCUAGCUAUGAUUUUUGGGGAAUUUGCAGGGUAGACACAGGUCAAUCUGAUGCAGAUGACUGGAGAAUAACCUCGUCUUAACAGCAGGCACACAAUUUCUGUCCUUCUUGAGAGAAUUUAUUAUAUAGAGAAGUGUUUCUCAACCUUGUCUGCUUUAAGAUGAGUGGACUUCAACUCCCAGAAUUCCCCAGCCUGGGGAAUUCUGGGAAUUGAAGUCCACCCAUCUUAAAGUGGCUGUCAAGGUUGGGAAACACUGAUAAUAGAGAUUUUUUUCCCCCCUCCAAUCUGGUAUCCACCUCCAGCAGCAUUAGGACUGCAAUUCCCAGCACCCUGGCUGGGGAGGAUGGGAAUUGCAGUCUCAACCCAGCUGAAUUGGGGUGGGGGGGAGAGAUAUGGGUUUAGUCACGGGAAUGCGGUUACAAAGCUGUCACGGGAAUUACCGACGCGCUCCGUUGACUAACCACAGAACGGAGUUCCGAGUUGUAAAUAUCAUUCAUGCCAACUUUUAUUUUUUCUUCGUGCGUGAGAAGAAUGCUCUUUUUUUGUUAUUUAUUCGGUUGUUGCUUUCCAGCGUUUUGCCUCCCCUCUCCCCCCCACCUUUCAGAAAUAUAUUUAUUCCUGCUCUUGGGAAUGAAGCUUUCCGAUGACGAUUAAAGGGUUACACGCAGA